Paramormyrops kingsleyae is the source of this 7370-nucleotide messenger RNA. The record is from RefSeq and is a predicted model, not a curated record. NCBI's taxonomy places the organism in Eukaryota, Metazoa, Chordata, Actinopteri, Osteoglossiformes, Mormyridae.
AUGGGCUCUGACGCCAUCGGAAUCCUCAUGGUGGUUCUCGUCUUUGUACUUAGCAUUGCUGCCCUUAUAAUAUACUUCAUAGACUCCUCUGACCCCAUAGAGUCCUGUCAGAAUUUCUACGAAGAUUUCACGUUACAAAUCGACAUGGCUUUCAACGUCUUCUUCUUAUUGUACUUUGGUCUCCGCUUCAUUGCAGCCAACGAUAAGCUCUGGUUUUGGCUGGAGGUGAACUCGGUUGUGGACUUCUUCACGGUUCCACCAGUGUUUGUGUCUGUGUAUUUAAACAGAAGCUGGCUGGGUUUACGGUUUUUAAGGGCCUUAAGGUUGAUACAGUUUUCAGAAAUUUUGCAGUUUUUGAAUAUCUUAAAAACAAGCGAUUCCAUCAAGCUCGUGAACCUGUGCUCUAUAUUUAUAAGCACAUGGCUGACCGCUGCCGGCUUCAUACAUUUGGUGGAAAACUCAGGGGACCCUUGGGAGAACUUCCAAAAUUCCCAAGUACUUAACUACUGGGAAUGUGUGUACUUACUCAUGGUUACUAUGUCCACCGUGGGAUACGGCGAUGUUUAUGCGAAAACUGCGCUUGGUCGCCUGUUCAUGGUGUUCUUCAUCCUCGGUGGCUUGGCCAUGUUUGCCAGCUACGUCCCUGAAAUUAUAGAGUUAAUAGGAAACCGCAAGAAAUAUGGUGGUUCCUAUAGUGCGGUUAGUGGGAGAAAACAUAUCGUGGUUUGUGGUCAUAUCACUCUUGAAAGUGUCUCCAAUUUCUUGAAAGACUUCCUACACAAGGACAGGGAUGAUGUCAAUGUAGAAAUUGUUUUUCUCCAUAAUAUUGACCCUAAUCUUGAGUUGGAAGCCUUAUUUAAACGGCACUUCACUCAGGUGGAAUUUUUUCAGGGAUCGGUCCUCAGUCCAAUUGAUCUUGCCCGCGUAAAGAUAGAGUCAGCGGACGCCUGCUUGAUUAUUGCUAACAAAUACAGUGCAGAUCCAGAUCAAGAAGAUGCCUCCAACAUCAUGAGAGUUAUCUCUAUCAAGAACUAUCAUCCAAAAAUACGAAUUAUCACGCAAAUGCUGCAGUAUCACAACAAGGCCCAUCUGUUAAACAUUCCGAGCUGGAACUGGAAAGAAGGAGAUGAUGCGAUUUGCCUUGCAGAACUGAAGCUGGGUUUCAUUGCCCAAAGUUGCCUGGCCCAAGGUCUUUCAACCAUGCUUGCCAACCUUUUCUCCAUGAGGUCAGCCAUCCAGCUUGAUGAGGAAACAUGGCAGAAGUACUAUCUGGAAGGGGUGUCCAGCGAAAUGUACACUGAGUAUCUGUCACCUGCCUUUGUGGGUCUGACUUUUCCUACGGUUUGUGAACUAUGUUAUGUGAAGCUGCAGCUGUUGUUGUUAGCUAUCGAAUACAAGAAUGAUCAAGGAGAAAGCAGAAUCAUUAUCAACCCUGGGAACCAGUUAAAGCUGAUAGAUGGCACCUUGGGAUUCUUUAUCGCUAAUGACGCUAAAGAAGUAAAGAGGGCAUUUUUCUACUGCAAAGCUUGUCAUGAUGACAUCACUGAUCUAAAAAGGAUUAAAAAGUGUGGCUGCAAGCGAGUAAAGGACGAAGUUAGACCAACCUAUCAGAAUCGCUUGGUUAAGUCCAACGACAGCACCGCUAACGCGGUUCACAGGGCGCACCCCAGCGGAGAAGCGGCCGAGCUGGUCCCCCUAGUCAAUAACCGUAAAGGAAGCUGCCUCCUUCCCAGCCCGCUGGGCUCCGGGGAGGUGGGCAGGGCGCCGGCCGGCCAGCUCCAGCGAGCUCGCAGCCUGCCUGUAAAGUACAGAUACCGGCCCAGUAACUCCAUAUGCGCUCGCAGACCCCGCGACGAGGAGGCACCAUCAACGCCUAAAAAAAAGCAGAGGAACGGAGACAUGCGAAAUUCUCCAAACAGCUCGCCCAAAAUGACGCGGCACGACCCCUUUGCAGGAAAUGAAAUUGAUCACACGGAAGUAAGCGUGAAGAAGUUUGAUUCCACAGGAAUGUUUCACUGGUGCACAACCAGGGAUAUCGAGAAGGCCAUCCUGACGCGAAGUGAGGCCGCCAUGACAGUUCUGAGCGGUCACGUGGUGGUCUGUAUAUUCGGCGAUAUCAAUUCUGCCGUGAUUGGGCUGAGAAACCUGGUGAUGCCUUUGAGAGCCAGCAACUUCCACUACCAUGAGCUGAAGCCCAUUGUGUUUGUGGGUGCCCUGGAGUACCUGAAGCGGGAGUGGGAGACGCUUCACAACUUCCCCAAAGUUUCCAUUUUGCCUGGUACACCAUUAAGUCGGGCUGAUCUGAGGGCUGUCAACAUAAACCUCUGCGACAUGUGUGUUAUUCUAUCGGCCAAUCAGAGCAGUAUUGAUGAUGCUUCACUGCAGGACAAGGAAUGCAUCUUGGCAUCACUCAACAUUCAAUCUAUGCAGUUUGAUGACAGCAUCGGGGUCUUGCAGGCUAAUUCCCAAGGGUUUACACCUCCUGGAAUGGACAGGUCAUCACCAGAAAACAGUCCAGUGCAUGGAUUAGUACGAGAGCCCAUCACAAGCGGAGCCAAUAUCCGAAGCGUAACAGAACUAGCUCAACCUGGUAAACUGCCACCUUUGGUUUCACUCAGUCAGGACAAAAAAAGUGGAGCCAACAUUCAUAUGAUAACUGAACUGGUGAAUGACACCAAUGUUCAGUUCUUGGACCAAGACGAUGACGACGAUCCAGACACAGAGCUAUACAUGACGCAGCCAUUUGCCUGCGGAACGGCAUUUGCAGUCAGUGUGCUGGACUCCCUAAUGAGUGCGACAUAUUUCAAUGAUAAAAGUCUCACGCUAAUCCGGACACUAGUAACAGGGGGGGCCACCCCUGAGCUGGAGGGCCUUUUGGCUGAGGAGAAUGCCCUGCGAGGUAGCUAUAGCACGCCACAGACGCUUGCAAACAGGGACAGGUGUCGCGUGACGCAGCUAGCGUUGUACGAUGGUCCUUUCGCAGAUUUGGGGGAUGGUGGAUCCUAUGGAGAUCUAUUUGUUAAAGCGUUAAAAACAUAUAAUAUGCUGUGCUUUGGUGUUUACCGAUUGAGAGAUGCACACCUAAGUACGCCAAGUCAGUGCAGCAAGCGGUUUGUCAUGGCAAACCCAACGUACGAUCUUAAGCUGGUAUCCUCAGACCUGAUCUUCUGUCUGAUUCAGUUUAACUACAACGCGGGGCAGUCCCAAACCAGUCUGUCCCACUCUUCCCAUUCCUCCCACUGCUCAAGCAAAAAGAGUUCCUCCGUCCAUUCGAUCCCUCCAGCCAACCGGCAGAAUCGCAACAAGCCUCGGGACCCCAGGGAAAAACAGAAUGCAACAAGGAUGAAUAGAAUGAGCCAAGAAAAGAAUUGGUUUACAGAUGAACCAGAAAAUUCCUACCCAAGAAACAUUCAGAUCAAACCCAUGAGCACUCAAAUGGCCAAUCAAGUCAAUCAGGCUAAGAACGCUGGAAUCCUGAUACCAACCAUCAGAGAAGUUGAAGAUGAAUGCUAAGUGCAGACCGUCGAUGUCAUGUGAAGUGCCGGGAUGUUCUCGUGGAAGAUGGAGCCACAGAAGCGACAGUACUGUUCCUCCCUGUACCACAGACCUUGGGUUACCAUGUGGUUAGAUACAAUAGAGGAGAUCUUCCUUCUUGUACCCAUGAAUGAUUAUUUCCAUGCUGUUUAAAAUAUUAUUUCAGCAAACAUACACACAUACAUAACACGCAUAUAUAACAUGACAAUCAAUAAGAAAUGUACAGCCCCUUGCACCUGAAAGAAAAAAAAUGUUGCUAUGAUAUAUACAUAUAAAUAUAUAUAUAUAUAUAUAUAUAUCUAAGAUUAUUUGUAAUACAGCAAUACUCCAUCCUGAUAUGCCCAGACUCCAUAAUUAUGCGUUUUGGAGAAUGAGGGUCAUUUCAGAAACAUAAAAACAGAACUACUUCCAAAGAAGGAUACUCAAGACUUCAUACUGUAUGGCAACCACACAUGUUUGUACUACUUGUACAUACUUGCACUUAGAAAGUAUUUAAAUGGACUGGGAUUUGCAGAAAAAUAGGAGUCGAUAUUGUCAUAGCAUGCAUCAUUGGCUAUGUAUUUUUUUUCCCAAGAUUGGUCAGUAAGGCAGUAAACAAGAGAUGUGACAGAAUAAUUUGAAUUAAUGCAUUCUAGCGUAAUUAUUCUAUCUUAGAUAAUACUGUCCACUACAAAUAACAAAUGAAUGUUCGGAACAAAUCAGAAUCUGUGAAAAUCUACUGUAUGUGUGUAUAUCCAUUUCAAUGAUUAUCCCAGUGGCCAAUCAAAGUAGUUUCCAAGUGUAUAAAAUAUCGUAAUUUAAUAUGUAAAUUAAGCUUUUUCAUCUUGCCAUUAUUGAUACGUCAUCAUAAAACUCAGCAGGCAUUUCACUUUUAGCAGCACAUGCAAAUGAAAAGUGAGUGUUUUUGCCAGGUGUAAGGAUACUCAGAAUGGCUGAGCUGUUUCGCUCCAGGGUGAGAGUCACUCCCCUGAAGUACCUGUUACCUUUUUUUGCAUUUGGAGAUGCACUACCGAAUAGCAUUUGUGGCAAAAUGAAUAUGAAUGAACAGCAACAGCUAUGAAAGAGCUGUCCAUAAUGCAAUGGCAUCGCACUGCCACAUAUCGCGACCGGGCAUAUACGGGUCCUCCUUUCUAACCACUGCCUGACAAAUUCUUGGCAUGGAGGCAAUGAAGUGCUUGGAUGUUCUCCAUGACAUGAUUCUGAUCCUAUAACCCAAGAAGCUUUUGGGAAUAAAAUGUUCUGAUUAUUGAAAACAGCUCAGUCAUGUUUGAGUUGCUGGACUGCUACAAACAGGCUGGCUUUGAAUGCAAUAUUCCAGUUAUUCUGCCAGACAGCCCUUCUACAAAGUUAAACGUGCUUGUUAUCCAGUUCCUGGAGUAAUCCAUGAAACUGAAGAACACCACCUUUUAGUAGCAAACGCUCCACAUUUACACUGUACAUUACUGAAGGUUUGAAAGGUGAAGCUUCACUCUGUUGUACAUUUUAUGACAGGUUUAUACCUACAAAUAUUUUCUAUCCACAUAACCAUAAAUUCCAUUUUUUUAAACAUUUAUUUUUACAUUUUAAAAUAUACAGGCUACUGGGGCACCAGAAGUACGCAUAUAUUCUAAAACUGUACAGAAAUGUUAGUAAAAGGAGUUCAGACAGACAAGCAAUAUAUUUUGUAUGGUCAUUAUUCUCCUUAAGUUCUCAUAAGUAUCUAAAAAAAAAGAAAAAAGCACUGGCAAUAAAAACAAAAUAACAUGUCCAUAUAUUGUAACAGGACCUCUUAGAGUCUAAUAGGGAUUUGCAAUUAUAAUGGUCCAGUACAAUUAGGUUUUCAUAUGGUUAUUGGCUGCUUGCAACAAUAUUUGUGCAUAAAUGAGUUCAGUUAGUUGUUAGCAAGUUGAAAUGCUUCAAAUUCAGCAUCUAUUGUAACGCAAAGUCUAUCUUCUAACCAUUUCACCUGGUCAGGGUUGCAGGGUGUAACACAAAGUGUAGGAUGACAUAAACGAAUAAUAAUUGAAAUUGUGAGCAGGGCUGUUUCUCCAAUAAAAGAGUAGGCAUGGUAUUUCCACGAUAUUUGACAGUCUCACCAAAAACACAGUGCUUUGCUACUGUCACACUUUAAAUUGCUUAAUGAAACAUACCAUGGAAAGUACAUUACGCAAUCUGCUAUUCAAAUUUAUUGCAAAAUUUUCGAUCUCAUUGAAAAAGAGUAUGUAACAGCUACAUUUUGCUUGUGUGCCUUUCGUGUACCACUGUUUCUCUUUUAUUUCUAACAAUCUCAUGACUUUAAUGUCUCUCUACUGGGUGUAGUAUGAUUUAUGUUGAUACUGAAAACCCAUGAAGUAGGUUUUUUUUUUCUGGAGUGGAAUUUUGAAUCGUAAUUAUAAGUUGUUACAUUACAUAGCUAGUAGUCAACAAAUGUAAGUAAAAUGUAUGUAUACAAAGAUUGCUGAUAAUUCACUGCUGAUACUUUCACCUUCAAUUAAUGAAGCUAUUUCCAUUUACUUCAACACCCAUAUUUUAAAAGGACACAUAAAAAUGAGCUGUUUUAUUCUUUUUUGGUUUAAUUCUAUUUUGUUGUUUUUUUUUCUCAAAAUCAAUAAUUAUUGAAAAUGUAAGGGUCACAAAUGAUUGAUUAAGAACAAUGUAAUUUGUUUUGAAACGCUUUGUGUACAUUCCAUUUUAUCUGCAUAUUUAUGAUUUCAAAUGGCUAUAUGAAUGUCAUUUCUCAAGCUCUUGUGUUUAAUUGCUGCCUUUUCGCUCCAAAAGAGUUGUGAUUACUAAUCUAUUUAACAUAUAUAACAUAUAUAAUGUUUAUCCUUUAUUUUUGAGCACUCCUAUAACAAUAUCCCGAAAAAACUAUUAUUUGUAUGAUUAUGAUUCACACAGUUUAUCUGAAUAUAGACACUCGAAUGUCAUUUUGAAUGAUUGAUAAUCACAGGAAUGUCUUCAUAGAAUGCCUUUCUGAAUGAUUGAUAUAGUGCUAGCCAAUGUUGAGGUUUACGGCGUUUCACUGCGCAUCAUUCAGUCAUUUUCGAUUGAGAAGAGUUCUCUCUAUAGAAUCUGAGGGGGAACAGAAUUUUACAUGGGCAUAGAGAACAUCCAAGCCAAAAGAUUGCCUCUAUGCCCAGCGUCAGGCAGUGUGUUAGGCCAAAGGAGGAUUCCCGAGGACCCACUAUCGCGAGAGGUGGCAGAUGUGCUUUGUGUGAUUAAACAAGCAAAGCACAUCAUGAACAUCAGAGACGCGACUGACACAAUAAAACAGUAAAAUCAUCCCAACAAAUUCAGAAAAUGACAAAGAUGCACAGUGGAAGCAGAGAAGGGCAUCGCAUUUUUAGAAAAUUGCCACAUCCUUCGUACUGAUUGUUAGUCUUUAUGCUUAGCUUGAUUUUAGGCUUAAAAAUACUAAAUACAUAUUUUGUUUUAUGUCAAUUUUACCAAUAUCAUCUGCAGAAAAGGUCACAUAUUUCCAUCUCUUCUCUUGACUUAUUUUAGGUGGAUGGAUUACACAAACAUUGUUCUUAAUUUCUGGUCAUUUAAAUGUAGCAGAUGGGGGGGUUAAAGUUUUAAGCAUCAUGAAUAUCAAUGCAAAACAUUAUUUGCUACUUAGAAAACCAGAUUAGGAGAAUUUUACAUUAAUCAUGUCAAGUGUGUACCAUUAUCUGCCACAUGUUAAUUGCGGGAAAAUAAGCCUCACCUUGCAGUCUAAUUUCUUUUAUUUUGUUUAAACUAAAGGAUUAGUGGAGAAAAUGAUGGUGCUGAGUUGAUCUACCUGACUAUGAUAUCCAGUGAUAAACACACCGUCUUGUACAAAAGGUUUGUACAUAAAUUGUACAUGGUUUCAUUUU